AUGCCUCCAAUACCACCCUCCGCGCAGCGCCGUGGGCCGACGUGGAUUGAUAAGAUGAAAAUGGGCAUGUUGAUGGGCGGAACUGUUGGAGGCAUUAUGGGCUUCAUCUACGGUACCGUGACGAUCUUCCAAUAUGGCGCAGGGCAAGCCGGUGUGAUGAGGACGCUGGGGAAAUACAUGCUGGGGUCGGGCAGCUCUUCAUGGGAAUCGGAAGCAUCAUUCGAACAGAUUCCCCUCAGAUGGCAUCAUCAGUAUGGGCGCGAUCACGAUAUCCACCUCUUGUUCACCCCCGACGAGAUCGAUUGUCGAUCAAUCCCCGAUGAUUUGACCCCUGGUUUAAUGGAGAGAAGGGAGAGAAAGAGAAUCGCGACGACGCAUUGUACAUACCCAUCAAGAAGGGAACUGGCCUUGGAAAAGUUGAUUGAUCAUGGACGAGAGCGAUACCCAUAA
Molecule: messenger RNA, 450 nt
Organism: Fonsecaea multimorphosa CBS 102226
Lineage: Eukaryota; Fungi; Ascomycota; Eurotiomycetes; Chaetothyriales; Herpotrichiellaceae
Exons: 5
Coding region: 1-450 (149 amino acids)
Biological process (GO): protein import into mitochondrial matrix; protein insertion into mitochondrial inner membrane
Cellular component (GO): TIM23 mitochondrial import inner membrane translocase complex
Source: RefSeq, a predicted model, not a curated record